AUGGCCGAGGCAGAUUUAAAAACCAAAAUAACACAGUUGCAAAUGGCAACCGAGAAAAGUGAUGCAAUUCUUAAUGGAAACAAGAAACGAGCGAUUGCCAGACACGGAGAGAGCUUGAAAGAAACAAUAGCUGCGGUAAAUAAAUUGCGAUUAACAGUCGAAGCAGAGAAAAUUUCCAAAGGAACAAGUGCCGAGGAGAUCGAAGAGUGGAAUAAAACCGUAGAGAAUACGAUGGAAAAAGCCGACGGUAUGGUUGAAAUUUUAGAGCAAUGGUUAGACGAACAAGAUGCGAGAAAAGAGAAAAUACAACUCAAGGAGAAAGCAGAAAGAGAGGAAAUAGAACGGGAAAAACAACUACAAUUUGAGCUAAAAUUACACGAAGCUAAGGUGAAAUUACAAUCUGAAAUUACACCGGAAGUAAGUGUGCAUACAAGCGGAAGUAAGCAAAACAUUGAAGUGAAAUUGCAAAAACUUCAUAUAACAAAAUUUAACGGUACUUAUGCAGAUUGGCCAAGAUUUUGGAACCCUGUUUUCAGAAACUAUUGACAAAUCGGGCAUUUCUCCUAUAAACACAUUCGCCUAUUUACAAGAACUGUUAUGUGAUAAAGCAAAAAGGUCAAUUGAAGCCCUACCCCAUACUGCUGAAUGAUACGACUGAGCAAUUUCCAUCCUGAAAGAUCAGUUCGGAAGGAAAGCGAAGUCGUGAAGACCGUUGUGAAAGAAAUAUUGGAUCUACCACAUAUUGCUAUCUACCACAUAUUGCUACAGCCAACACUAAGAAAAUAAAUGAGUUCUAUGAAAAAUUGGCUUACUGUGUGCAAUCGCUAGAAACACUCAAACAACUUGAUGCUAUUAAUGGAACAGUCUCCAUGAUAUUAGAUAAGCUGCCUGCAAUAAGAGGUGAUCUUGCACAAAAUGAUUCCACAUGGGAAAAGUGGGACUUUAUACAGUUUACUGAUGCCUUACAACUCUGAACCAGCGAGAUCGACAAGACACAAUGACGAGACAUUACUACCAGACACAACAAGGUAAAACCGAACAGUCGAGUAAGAAACGCCCUUGUGUAUACUGCGAUGGGCAUAACCAUCGAUCAUCAGAGUGUGACUCGAUUAGAAUGGCAGACCAACGCAAGGCUAUUUUGGCAAAGAAAAAGUUAUGCUUUAAUUGCACUGGUGUGGCACACAGAGCGUCAGAAUGCAGGAGCACAGUGACAUGUAAGAACUGCGGCAAAUGACAUCAUAUUUCAAUUUGCGAUGAGACCGGUCCACCAAAACCAGUGUUAACUGUGCAUAUGGAGGAAGACCAGCAAGUAAUCUACCCCACUGUGUUGAUUGAAAUUGAUGGGAUCAAGACACAUCAUGCCCUUUUAGAUACAGGGGCUAGUAGUUCAUAUGCGUCAGCAAAGUUGAUUGAAAUACUUCACAAGAAACCAAAUCAAGUAAAGACAAGAAGGGUGGACAUGAUGUCGUAGAGAUAUAUUCAGCUAAUAUUCAGUCGGUUGAUGGUAAAUUUAACAUGGAGAUCGAGUUAUCUAAAGUCCACAAACCACAACUUUUGAUGAUAAACAACCCGAAUUUCAAGGAACUUUGCGAAACAUACACCCACCUUGAGGGAGUGAAAGUCAACGAAGAUCCAGCAAACCGAGAUCAGAUUCCAAUCCACAUAGUCCUCGGUGCGAGUGAAUAUGCGGCUGUCAAAACACGGACAGCUCAGAAAGUCAGACAGCCAGGGCAACCUGUAGCAGAAAGGACCCUACUGGGAUGUGUAGUGUCUAGCAUAAUUAACAUUAAUUAUGGACCACGAGGAAGUAAGCAAGAUGGCGAUAUAGAUGCAACUGUAAGAUUAUGUUCUGUUAGAGAUUAUUAA
Paramuricea clavata is the source of this 1866-nucleotide messenger RNA. Lineage: Eukaryota; Metazoa; Cnidaria; Anthozoa; Malacalcyonacea; Plexauridae. The record is from the annotation of a GenBank genome assembly.